This is a messenger RNA of Rubroshorea leprosula, 3156 nucleotides long. Lineage: Eukaryota; Viridiplantae; Streptophyta; Magnoliopsida; Malvales; Dipterocarpaceae. The record is from the annotation of a GenBank genome assembly.
AUUUAUUGAGGGGGCCUUCAAGUGGUAGAUAAAACACUGAGGAGGGAUACUUUGGGUUCAUGAACGACCUCACGUAUGGACGGCCUGACCAGCUUGAAGGCAUGGCGCCGGGCCAGAUGUGCCAGUGUAUGGCGGCCUUACCCCGAGCAGACGUGAGGAGUUGGUUUAACGACCGGUCGAGCUCGGUGCUAGCCAGAGGGUCGAGCAGCCGCGCAUUAGUGACCUUGCAUGAGGAAUUCCCUGCGGCGGAGCUGAGGCGAGCAUAUAGCGAACGAGCAGAACGCACCGACCCUAGACAGGCAGAGAAUAGCGACCACACUCAUCACUCCGAUAUAGAUACCCUUUUGCCUCCCCGCAAUAAAUACUGGUUCAGCAUUCGAGGGGACGUGACAGUUGUAGACGGCGCGUUUUGGAUUUGUAACCAUAAAUGGUUGCCACGUGGUCGUGCUGAACUGGGGGGCCGUAAACACGCAUACGGUGUUUACAGGGCGCCAUCUGAACGGCCAAAACAAAACAAACAAAACAAUUUGUUAGCGAAAACACCUUCAACUACUCAGGUAAAAAUGGCUUCUUUCCACGAUGCACGAGAGUUCUGGGGUAACCAAGGUGAAGAGGAGGAUGUCGAUGUGAUAUCCGUGGAGCCUAUCGCGAUGAUAGUGCCACCGGAGUUACAGGAUUCGCCCAGAACCGCCGCGCCUGGGAGUGACGUCAGUUCGAGCGUGAGCGGUGGUUCUGGGGGCCACCAGCCUUCCACCUCCAGUGAUUCGUCAACGGAAGAGACGUCUAGUGGGGCGGAGGGCGUUGAGGAGGUUGGCUGCGGUGCACCGAUGACAAGUGCAGCAGCAGAGGUGGUGGUGUUCGAAGGGUGGGAGAGCAAGGUUCUCAGCAGAAGGCUGGACAACCUUCGCAAGGCUCCCAAGACCCUGCCGGCCGGCUUCAAGUUCAGGGCAGUGCUUCAUCACGAGGUCGCUGAUGGUGCUGCCACGGUGAAAGGGUACAAGAAGCUGGAAGAGAUGGUGAGGCGAUUCCAGAUCCCCAGGACCAUCCUGAUCCGAGCUGGGACACCAAAUGAACGGGCGUGUUCAGUGUCACGGACGGGCUGGGUGCUAGUAUACGUAGAUCAUUUUGACGCCGGUCUACGUUUUCCUCUGCUCGGACUAAUUUUUGAUGUCCUGGCAAAGUACGAGCUGGCCCUUUCGCAACUUACUCCCAACAGCAUAAAGUUCAUCAUAGGCUUUAUGCUGUUGUGCGAAAGGCUGGGGAUGCCUGUGAAGGCGGUGGUCUUCAGGUCGCUCUUCCUAUGCCGUUUGUGCCCGUCCACCAGCGGGAUGAGGUGGUACUACAUCUCGGGCAGGGAAAAGAUGAUAAUCUUCACCAACAUCAGAAAUAAGGUAGCGAGGUGGAAAAGACAGUUCGUGUUCGUGCGGGAUACGCGAACUGACAGGAUUAACAGCGAGCUCGCAGCCCGUCUGUCAGAAUGGCGUACGCCGAACACAUAUAUGAACUAUCCCCAGCUGACCAACGGUGAUGUCGACCUAAAGAACCGGCUGCUCGACUAUGUGAAGGCGAGGGGGCUAGUGGAUUUGGAAACCUUGGUUACCCCGGAGCAGAUCGCAUUUCAUGGAUUUGUCGACGUGGCAAAUCUACACUCUCAAGGAGUCAUGAGCAGCAUUCUGGAGAGACAACGCCAGAGAGCACAAAGCUCACAAGGCCGGGGAGCUGGGUCCAGCUCCCAGCGUCAGUCACGUUUUGAUGAGCGGCCCCCUGCUGCACCGGGGCGCAGCUCACAGCAUCGGAGUUCCAGCUCGGCGCCGAGGCCAUGCGUCGAGCAGAGAGUGGAGCCCGCGCCUUCCAGCUCUAGACGGCGCACAAGGGAGGACUCUGACGCCGAGGACAAUGUUCCACUCAUCCGGCGAAGGACGAACAACGGCUCUCAGCCCGCUCCAGCCGCUGCUGCGCGACCUGGAAACGUGCCCCCAGCUCCCGCUCGUGAGGUCGCCGAGCAAACGCCAACCUCGUCGUCUGUGGUGGGGCCCAGGAUUGCAUACCCGGAUGGCUUCAGUUAUGUGCGAACUGAAUGCCAUGCAGCCAUGCUGCAGGGUAUGCAGAACUUUGUGCCCCCCGCAGACCGGCUGCGUGCAAAGGGGCACAUUCAGCAGCAUGGGGAACAUGCUGCGCUGAUUAAGCUGAUGGAUGCGUUCAGCUAUACUGUCGCGCUGUUCGAGUGCGAGCAGGGAGCCCGAGUGCGAAACAACGAGCUCCAGGCUAGCUGCAAGCAACUGGCCACUGAAAAAGCCAGUUUGGCUGACGAGGUCAGUCGUCUGCAGAGCUCGGAGAUGGCAGACCGAGCGGCGUCAGCUGAAAGCCGAGCUGACGAGAUGGCCCGUAAAGUUAACGAGCUGAAAGACGAGCUCGUGAGGGCCCGAGUGGAGAAAGAGAGUGGCAUCCAGGCUGCGAAGGAAGAGGCCGGUCGUGCAGAGGACCGCGCCAAAAGGGCAGAAGCUGAGAGGGAAAAGACUCUGCACGACCUGAACGCCAUGGCAGAGAGGGUCUCACAAGCUGACCAGCACGUCGCCCGGGCUGAGGCGUCCUUGGAAGAAUGCAAGAGGCUCCAUCAGCGCGACCUCUGCUUUGCCCUUGCCUCUGCCAACACGACCACGGACAUCUUCAACGAGGUUCGUGGAAAGGUGCUGCGAGUCCGGGCUGACUUUCCCAUUGGCGAGCUGGCCUUCUUCGAGGGUGAAGACAUUGACGAGGAAGGAAGGAGCCUCGCCCAGCCCGCUGACACCCAGGUGAAGCUCAAGUGGGAGUUGAAUGAAGAGGGGCUGCCCGUGUGGCCCCCUUCUGUCGUAGAGGAGGGGGAGGACACAGAGGGGUUGCCAAGCUUCGAUGCUUGGGUGGCAGGCCCUCAUGACGUGCCUGCUGAGGUUUCCAGCACCCCCCCUGCUGCUCCGGCUGCUGCUGCUGCUCCGGCUGCUGCUGCUGCUCGCUCUCCUGCGCUCUCUCCACCAGAUCGGUCGUCUCCAGCUCGAUCUGCCGCCGCCCCCAAUGACGCAUCUAUCCCCGUCGACCUGACGGAUGAUUAGUUUAGGACUUUUUUGUUCUCUUUUUGUAUUUCUUUUGGCAUUCUUAUAUUAAUCAAUGAACUCAUUCACC